Messenger RNA from Onychostoma macrolepis, 2012 nucleotides. RefSeq lists its product as uncharacterized. Gene Ontology annotation, cellular component: membrane. Gene Ontology annotation, molecular function: G protein-coupled receptor activity. The record is from RefSeq and is a predicted model, not a curated record. Gene Ontology annotation, biological process: G protein-coupled receptor signaling pathway. Lineage: Eukaryota; Metazoa; Chordata; Actinopteri; Cypriniformes; Cyprinidae.
GUACAUUUUGCUUGCAUAUCACAUCUUCUUUGAGACUAGUGGAAAGAAAAAAUCCAAAAUACAUAGUUCAGUGUUUAUUUUUAUUACACUUUUUACAGAUUUCAAUUACAAUACCUUCAAAGGCUGUUUUCUCAAAAUGAUUUUUUCCCUUCAAUGGAUCAGAAAUCUCAACUUCAUCGGUACCGAUAGCCAUAAUUAUGACCUAAAGCCCUGAUUUAUAUCAAAACAAACAGAAGAGAACUUUGUAAUUCAAAUGAUAGUCUGUUUAGUCAUUUAAAAACCUGUCCUUAACAAUUACACUAUAACAAUGAUAUGUUCUAUUAUUUUAAACUUCAGGAGGGUGGUGCAUGUGUGAGAGUGACUCAUUUCUAGUUCAUUUAACCGACUUGUGUAACAUCACUCUCUGGAUUCCCCUUUUUGCUAUUGGUUUUAAUUUCAAGUAAGUAGUAAACUAAGGAUUCCCACUCUAUAAACUGUUUACUGUUUGAUUCAGUUUCAGAAAACCAACAGUACAGCACAAUAAUGAAACUUGGGCAUAUGAUUUGUCUCCACCUUUUUCUGUCAUAUGUAUAACACUCAGUGUAAGUGUUGCUUUGCAAGCUAUAAGCAUAAGGAACUGAAAAGCAGUUUCAGUUAGAACUCAGACUGACUAAAAAUAGAGACAAAAAUGAACAUCUCCUUUCCCUAUAGUGACAAUGAUACGGUACCAGGCAGCUGGUCAUCUGCAGGGGACAUCGCAGCCUGUGUGAUCCUGGGGGUGUGUUUCCUGGUGGGCACACCUGGGAACCUGCUGGUGGUGUGGACCAUCUUGAAGCACGUGAAACAGCGUUCGCAUACGGUGCUUCUCAUCCUCCACCUGGCAGCCGCAGAUCUUCUGGUGCUGGUCACUCUGCCGCUGUGGAUCUACUCGCUGGCCCAUUACUGGGUGUUUGGAGAGGCUGCCUGCAAAGUCAUGGUGUACAUCAUCAACGCCUGCAUGUACAGCAGCGUCUUCAUCAUCACCAUCAUGAGCGUGGAGCGCUUCCUAGCUAUCAGAUACCCUUUACAGAUGCUGUAUUGGCAAAAUAGGAUGUCCAUGUUCAGAAUACUGGCAGUGUCCUGGAUCUUGUCAUUCAUUUUGGGGAUUCCAGUCAUCCUAACCCAGUAUGUCAAUGAAGAUGACGAUGGAAUGAAACAUUGCUUCUUCAGGGAGUACAACUCUGUGUCCUUUGAAGUCUUUUGUUUGUGUUUGGAGACCAUUAUUCCAUUUCUCACACUUGCAAUCUGCUACUGUCUGGUUGCCGUACAGCUCCGAAAGGUGCGCUUUAGGACCAAGAAAACAGCCUUUCUCAUUUGUGGAGUGGUCAUGGCCUUCACUUUGUGUUGGUUACCUCACCAUAUCCUCAAUGUCGUAGGGAUGGUGCUUCUUCUACUAGGACAAUCAGAUGAAUGGUCUCAUAUCCCAAAUAGUGUUGUCUUCAUUUCUGGAGCUCUGGCAUUUAUCAGUAACUCAGUAAACCCUGUGCUGUAUGCAUUUGCUUCUAAAAACUUGCAUGGAAGUCUGAAGAAGUCUGGGAUAGUGAAGCUGUUUCAGGACUUGACAACACAAACACAGAAAGGCUUCUCACAGGAUUCUGGACUGCAGGAUGGAAAUAUUCUUGAAGAUCCCAGUGGUGGUGAACGAGAGGGAACUCACAGAUCUCUGAGUAACUGUUAGACUUAUUAGAAAUUUGGACAUUUUCUUAAUGGUCAACUUUAUUUAAAUGGAAUAAUAUUUCUUCUUCUUGUUGUUUUUAGCUUGUUUAAAUGCCAUAAUAUUUCUGAUUGCUAAUAGUCAAAAUUGUUUAAAUGCAACAAUAUUCAUCUGUUUUUUUAAUCAUCAAAAUCGUUGAAAUGUCAAACUUUUGUGGUCAAAAAUUGAAAUUACAUAACAUUUAGAUUUUUUUAUUGAUGAUACUUGUUUAAAUGCCACAAUAUCUCAAACAUUUGUGAUCAAAGUUGUUUAAUUGCCAUUACAUUUUCUUUUAGUCAAA